Molecule: messenger RNA, 1132 nt
Organism: Ambispora leptoticha
Lineage: Eukaryota; Fungi; Glomeromycota; Glomeromycetes; Archaeosporales; Ambisporaceae
Source: the annotation of a GenBank genome assembly
AGAAAUAACUAGACAAAGAUAUUGGGCAAAUAUUGCUAUAGAAACAGCAAGAUUUGAUAAAAAACAACAAAUCGAACAAAGACAUCAAGCAAAAAGUAACAUUAAAGAUACUGAUACUGACAGUGUGAUAUCUGAUAAAAUGCACCAAGAAGAGUCAGAUAUAUUCUUUACAAAUUUAUACCAGGAUCAACAAAUAGUAGACCCUGAUGAAUACCAGAAGCCAUAUAUUUCACCUACUAUGUCAGAACUAAAUAUUGGCGAAUCCUCUUAUUCGCAACAAGAACUAAUACCUUCACCAUCACCAAGGUAUUCUACGAAUACCUCACCAAUGCAUACUAGAACAGCAUCAAUACAUUCAACAGAAGAUACAAAUGAUUUUAGUCAACUGGACACUUCACUGCAUCCAAUAACGAUAGUACCAACAAAACCAAAAUCAUUUGGAGAAAAACUUAGCGAUACAUUCUCAACAGCAACUUCAUAUCUACCAAGGUUUUCUAAAAAGAAAACUAUAUCCGAUUUAAGACAAACUGCAAUGAAAGAUAGUGCAGUGACACAAAUAAAAGAAGAAGGUAGCCAAGUAUCACCAGAAGAACAAGAAUUCUACAGAAAUAGAAAAAUAUCCUUUAAUCAAAAGCAUAAGGAACCUGAACAAUCUAGUUCAAUUAUUAUUGAAACUACUAAAGGGAAAGAAAGGUCAAAUGAAGAACAAGUAAAAGAAAUAUGGGAAGUACCUUCAGAAGAUCAUAAAUACUCACUUCCCUCAGGAUCAAAUAUAGAAUAUAGAAUAACUGGACACGAUAACCAAUCCCAUGAACUAUCACUACCAAUAAAUGAACAAUCAGAACAAUCAUCAUUAUACCAAUCAGAAGAAAUAUUACCUGAACUGAAACCAACGAGUGAACGACCUUCAACUCCAAUACCAAGUAAGACUAAUAACCAAUAUGGAUACCAAAAAGAACUAGAUUUUAUUGAAUUACAAUAUAAACCAAUCAAAAUGACUGGAAAAACUAUUAAAAUGCACAACGCAUUAAAACAUAUACCCAAUGCAAUACAACGACAUAUCAUACCCACAAUAGGCAAAGGAACACCUAUAUUCACAAACAAAACACACAUUAUAAAACCAUAUAUGUAG